AUGCCUACCAGGGUCAUCAUCCGUUCGGAUCACGAAAGGCUCUACCAUGAGUACCCACUUUACUGCCCAAUCUACGAAUGCAGGUCCUUCAUCCCGCAAGCUCGUAUCGACUCGCAGGGUGUGCGAACCUGCAUCCGAUGUGCCGCAAAAUCCUGCUGUUUCUGCGGGAAGCUGGGAGUACACGCUAGUCACCUCAACUGUCCUGUCGUCAUCCACAUGAUGGAGCAAUCUUUCCAUGACGAGGACCUUGCAGACCUCUACCGCGCAAUGGGUAGAAGCGGUGGGCGGGGGGGGAUCGAAGGUUCUGCUAACGGAGAUGAGCACGUCGGAGCUACCACUCUUUUUCGCCUUUCCAUCGCCCUGGGGGAUGGGUUGGCGAGUGCCGCCGACGCCAUGAUUAAUAGUAUGGCGGAAAAUUCUAGCCGUCUUGUUGGUCACAUUUCCCUCUCUGCGAAUUUCUUUGUGAGUAUCAUUCUAUCAUCAACGGCCCCUAUAUCAGCCUCUCAAAUAACUCAUAGUUGACAAUUCCUUUUAGGCUCAACCCAGGCAUCACCUGAAGACCUCGGUGGUAUUGAAACCACAGAUCCACCUAACCGCCUCCCCCGCGACCCGUAUAGAGUCAACUCCACACGAGCUACCCGCCCCAUGCCAAUCACGACUAUCCCCACCGGGGCCUCUCCCACAGCCCCUGCCAGCCCAGCCUCUGGCUCUGACCUUCGUACCCAGGUCGAGAGCUCCCCCGCCGCCCCACCUAUCGCCCCCACCAAUACCACGGCUGCCGAUAUCGAUAUGUAUCAUGGCGGCUUGAGAGCUAGACUCCCAGAGAGCCUUCGGCGCCAGAUGCCGGACCAAGAUCAAUUUGAGGUUCAGCGAAAUAGGCACCGCUUCGCCUUCUUGAGGAGGGUGAGGCAGAGGGAGUACCGUCGUGUUGUCGGAUCAGGCUUCACUCAUCCUUAGGCGAUUGACCCCGCACACUUGUUAGAUGGAUGUAUUCCCUAGAGGGGAGAAACCUUGGCUAGAAAAAAUACAUUAGUGUCUCACGGCGAUAGAAACAGUACACCGUAGUCUGAUUUUAUCCCCCCCCCUCUCUCUUUCCCUUUUCUAAAAAAUGAUACAAAUAUUUUUCCUUC
Tuber aestivum (summer truffle) is the source of this 1130-nucleotide messenger RNA. NCBI's taxonomy places the organism in Eukaryota, Fungi, Ascomycota, Pezizomycetes, Pezizales, Tuberaceae. The record is from the annotation of a GenBank genome assembly.